AUUAAGAAGGACUCCAAUUAUCACAUAUACCAAGAGGGCACCAAAAAUGGUUACUUCACUAAAGACAAUAAGGAUCAGGACUUUGAAGGUUGGUGUUGGCCGGGCAGCUCAAUGUGGGUCGACUACCUGAACCCGGACGCCGCUAAGUGGUGGAGCAGUAAGUUCGAGCCCUCGCACUUCCCCGGGUUUGACGGAUUGGUAGACAUCUGGAACGAUAUGAACGAGCCGUCGGUGUUCAGCGGACCCGAAGUGACGGCUCCCAGAGAUAUGAAACAUUACGGCGACGUAGAGCACCGGGACCUGCAUAACAUGUACGGCUUUCUCAUGACAAAGUCGACGUACGAGGGGCUGACCCAAUACCGACCGAACACCCGGCCAUUCAUACUGACGCGCUCAUUCUUCGUGGGUUCGCAGCGUCACUGCGCCGCCUGGACUGGAGAUAAUAUGAGCAAAUGGGAGCACCUGAGGAUGACUAUCCCUAUGCUACUGUCCCACUCCAUCGCUGGCAUCACAUUCAUCGGCGCAGACAUUCCCGGCUUCUUCUUCAACCCCGAGACCGAGGAACUGGUGGUCCGAUGGUAUCAGACAUCCGUGUUUCACACGUUUUUCAGAGGACACGCCCACUUGGAUACCAAACGCCGUGAGCCCUGGACUUUCUCCGAGCCCACCAAACUGGCCAUUCGGGACGUAAUCCGUUUGCGUUACACAUAUUUGCCGCUAUUGUAUAAACUCUUCUAUGAGAACGAGUUGUCAGGAAUGCCUCCAAUGAGACCCCUGUGGAUGACAUUCCCCGAAGAC
Oppiella nova is the source of this 798-nucleotide messenger RNA. The record is from the annotation of a GenBank genome assembly. NCBI's taxonomy places the organism in Eukaryota, Metazoa, Arthropoda, Arachnida, Sarcoptiformes, Oppiidae.